UUAUAAUAAUCUUGCAGUCCUUCCUUUGUCUCUCAUAUAUAUUUCCCACAAAAAAAGUUGAACACAGUACAGACUCCUGCUGCUCCCCUUCUCUUUCGGUGUGGAUAGGAUCAACAGUGACCAUGAGCGCAGCUUCUUCAACCAGAGAAACCUCCAUGGAAACUGAUCAGGAGGAUAGAGAAGAGCAGGAUACAGAUCGAAGAGGGCAGAGAUUGGUGCUGCCAGAAGAUGGGCAUGGAUGGAAGAAAUAUGGCCAGAAGUUCAUUAAAAAAAUUGGAAAAUUCCGGAGCUAUUUUAAAUGCCAGAAGCAGGAUUGUGUGGCAAAGAAGAGAGUUGAGUGGUCCAACCCUGAUAAUAUUCGAAUAUGGUACGAGGGAUCUCACAAUCAUGCCUCGUCUACACAAGGGACUUCUUCCUCCGCUGCAAAUCAGUACAGCUUGUACGCUCAAGUUUUUGGAUCAGAUCAACCAGCUGCUUCACGCGCGCAUCAUCGAGAUGCUUAAUUGAUUGUUUAUCAUAUCGGUAGUUUCUUUUUACCCACUGAUUAUUCCGUUGUUUAAAAUAUAAUAUAUAUUAUAUUUUAAAAAUUUAUUUAAUAGUUUAAGUUAUUAGAUUAAAUUAAUUAUUUGACAUGAUAUUAGAGUUUUAAAGACCAAGCGAUCACAAGUUUGAAUCUCCUCACCCAUAUUUAUUUAAUAAAAAUUAAGUACAAGAUAAUAUAGGUUUGUGCAAGUUUCAAGUCUAAAGCUUUCACUCGAGGGGGCGUGUUCAAGAAUAAUACAAAUAAUAUCUUGAUACCUCAAUUAAUAGCUUAAACUAUUGGAUUGAAUUAAUUCUUAGACACCAUUAAUUAUUUUCACUACUCAUUAAUCAUGUAAUUAAUUGAUUGAUGAUAUAUUUCACCGGCAAAAAAAAUUAAUUGAUGAUACUAUAAAAAAAUAUUUCUAGUUGUUUAUGACAUGCCUAGACGGACUGGUAAGGUUGUCAAAGAAGCAUCUCAACCCAAUAGCUUAAAUUUUUAAGAUGAAGUUCUAAGAUACGAUGAUUUAUAUUAUUCUUUAACACACCUAUUAUUUCCUAACACACCUUCUCAACUGAAAACCCUUUAAGUUUGAAACUUGCUCAGACUCACAUUACCUUGUGCUUGAUUUUUAUCAAAUAAAUAGAGAUGGUGAGAUUUGAACUCGUGACCACUUAGUCAUCAAGGCUCUGAUAUCAUGUCAAAGAACUAUCUCAACCAAAUAGCAAAAACUUUUAGGCUAGGUUCUAAGAUGUGAUUUAUAUUAUUCUUUAAUACAAGCUUGGAUGACCUAAACAACCAAAACUUUAUCAUAGGCUUGAUGUU
Populus nigra (black poplar) is the source of this 1345-nucleotide messenger RNA. Its product is annotated as WRKY transcription factor 28-like. Gene Ontology annotation, biological process: regulation of DNA-templated transcription. The record is from RefSeq and is a predicted model, not a curated record. The transcript is spliced from 3 exons. The coding region runs from base 123 to 503 and encodes 126 amino acids. Gene Ontology annotation, molecular function: DNA-binding transcription factor activity; sequence-specific DNA binding. NCBI's taxonomy places the organism in Eukaryota, Viridiplantae, Streptophyta, Magnoliopsida, Malpighiales, Salicaceae.